Messenger RNA from Myiozetetes cayanensis, 1632 nucleotides. RefSeq lists its product as uncharacterized. The transcript has 2 exons. The record is from RefSeq and is a predicted model, not a curated record. Bases 280 to 1632 code for a protein of 450 amino acids. NCBI's taxonomy places the organism in Eukaryota, Metazoa, Chordata, Aves, Passeriformes, Tyrannidae.
UCUGGGCUCACACGAAGCCCCCUCCCCUUCCGGGGGGGUCCGGCCUUGCUCGGGGGGCCCCGGCCAGGACCCCCCUCACGUGGGGGCACAACCGGUGUCACACGGGGGGUUUCUGGUGUCACGGGGGGGGUCUGGUGUCACGGGGGGGCCACUCAGUGUCACAGGGGCCCCCCCCCGGUCGGGCACGGCCCUGGCUCGGUGCAGGGACCCGGCCCGGCCCGGCGACUCCGACCCCAGAGAGGCCCCGGCCCGGCCCGAGGAAAUGUCGCGACUCGGGGGAUGUCCCGGCCCGAGGAUCCGUCCUGGCACGGGAGAUCCGUCCUGGCACGGGAGAUCCGUCCUGGCACGGGGAGAUCCGUCCUGGCACGGGGAGAUCCGUCCUGGCACGGGGAGAUCCGUCCUGGCACGGGAGAUCUGUCCUGGCAAGGGGACAUCUGUCCUGGCACGGGAGAUCUGUCCUGGCACGGGGAGAUCUGUCCUGGCACGGGGAGAUCCGUCCUGGCACGGGGAGAUCUGUCCUGGCACGGGGAGAUCCGUCCUGGCACGGGGAGAUCCGUCCUGGCACGGGGACAUCUGUCCUGGCACGGGGAGAUCCGUCCUGGCACGGGAGAUCUGUCCUGGAAUGGGGACAUCUGUCCUGGCACGGGGAGAUCCGUCCUGGCACGGGGAGAUCCGUCCUGGCACGGGAGAUCUGUCCUGGCAAGGGGACAUCUGUCCUGGCACGGGGAGAUCUAUCCUGGCACGGGGAGAUCCGUCCUGGCACGGGGACAUCUGUCCUGGCACGGGGACAUCUGUCCUGGCACGGGGACCUUCCCCGAGGGAUCGUCCCCUCCCCUCGCCCCGAGGAGGAGCCGGACCUGGCAGGAGCACCUGGUGUCACACCUGGACCUGGACCUGGACCUGGCACAAGAUCUGGAGUCACACGGACCUGGUGUCACACCCGGACCUGGACCUGGCACGGCGGGGGCCCCUCCUGGUCCCGGGACCCGGCACGAGGAUCCAUCGUCCCAAGGGGAUCCACCUUCCCACCAGGAUCCACCUUCCCACCAGGAUCCACCUUCCCGAGAAGAUCCGGCCUCACACGAGGGGUCCCCCCCUCCCCGGCCCGAGGGGUCGUGUCCCGAGGAUUGUGCCCCCCCAGCGUGGACCCGGACCUGGCCCGGGGGUCCCUCCUGGCACGAGGACCCCCCCGAGGAUUCCCCUUCCCAGCAGGGCCCGGACCUGCCUGGGGACUUUUUGGGGGGUCCCCCCCGGCCUGGGCAGUUGUUUGGGGGUCCCCCCUGUCCGGGGACCUUGUUUGGGGGUCCCCCCCGGCCUGGGCAGUUGUUUGGGGGUCCCUCCCUGUCCGGGGUCCCUCCCGGCCUGGGGAUCCCUCCCGACCCGGGACUUUGGGGUCCCCGGCCCGGGGACUUGUCUGGGGUCCCCCGGCCUGGGCAGUUGUUUGGGUCCCCUGCCCGGGGUCCCUCCCAGCCCGGGGACUGUCAGGGGGUCCCGGCUCUUCGCACGAGGACUUUGUCCCCCCGGACCCUCCCCCAUCCCCGGGGUCCCCCAAGCCGGACCAGGACCCUCGUGCCCCCCGCCCAUGUCACCAGGAGGGUCCUCGUGCCCCCACCCUGGACCUGGGGGUUUUGA